AUCAAGGUCGAGGCGCAGGGUGGAGAUCUUCUUUUCCACGGACCCCUCUCAGCCUUCCAUCAUAUCAGCAAGUCGCCAACCGCCACAGGGCUUCAUCCUUUGAUCAGUACGAUCAUUGCCGAUGGACAGCCUCAGCCUCUAGGAUACGGCAAGCAUCUCCCUAAAGAGGUCUUCCUGACAACUCAGCAACAUGAUACGGCCAUGGAUCGGUUCUUUCGGUUUCACGCCGCUUGGUGUCAACGGAUCACGAGACACCAUUUCGAGCGGGACAUGCGUCAAGCGAUGAUGACCGGAUCGGCGCCUACACCUCACUACAGUCCACUCCUCCACAACGCCAUCCUGUCUAUCGCACUAUGUUAUGCAGACGAGGAUCAUCUACGUUUCCCUGGGACCCGCAAGGUCUUUGCACAACAGGCCAAGACUUAUAUCGACCAAGAGAGUUCGAAUCCGACAUUGGCGACGGUACAAGGCUUGGCCAGUCUAUCGAGUUAUCAUUCGCUCGAAGGUGAACAUAAUCUGGGAUGGACGUACAUGGGACAAGCGUCGAGGCUGAGCCAGGCUCUGGGAUUGCACCUAGAUCCAAGUGCGCUCGUAGAAUCUGGCAAACUCUCGGCGACAGAGGCCAAAGAACGCACCGUUGUAUUCUGGUCGACCUUUUCCCAAGAGACCGCCUGGAGCCCCUAUAUCGGGAGAGUGGGGUCUCAGAUCGAAUACACGACUUCUCUGCCAACGCCUGACGUCGUUACGAAUGAGCUCGAAUGGACGCCUUUCGAUGGCGCCGAUACCGUGAGGAAUGGGUCGUGUCAUAUCAGCACGGCGUUUGUGGAGACGGUCAAGUUGCUCAGGAUCGGGCAGGAUAUCAUGAAUUCGCUCUAUAGCAUCAAGGCGAACGUAUCAGCCAUCGGUCGAUCAGGAUUGAUCAGCGAGAUUAGCCUCGCUUUGACGACAUGGAAGGACGAACUCCCGUCUGCCGUCAUUCUUACCGGCCAUUCCGACUCGAACGCCUACCCACACAUCAUCAUGAUGCAUAUCACCCAUAUGUGGCUCAUCAUCCUGCUUCAUCGACCGUUCUAUCGCAAGGUGUCGCCCAUACCCGGAAGUGGCUCUGAGGAGAUAUCCGAAUCGGUCAAGGUGAGCCCUUGCCGGUCUGACGGCGUCGGUAUACAGCAAUGCGAUCGAGCAGCGCUCCGUAUCAUAACCCUUUUAAAGAUAUGGCAUCGCCUUUAUAACCUACGUUACACCACCCCGACCGCACUCCAGGCGGCCUUUACGGCGGGAACGACGUUUCUUCUGUCUGCUGUCCAGACUCGAGCGCCCAAGCGUCGCGGGAAUGCGAUCGACGGGGCCAAGGAUUGUGUCACCAUGUUACGCCACAUGAGCCGUUCUUGGUCAGCCGCUGCUCAAAAAGCAGAGAUUCUGGACGCGCUGGCUGCGGACUAUGGAGUCAGUCCUGCGGUUCAAGGCGAUGUCGUUGCGAAUCGGGCUGCUUCUGCUUUUGGAGAUCAACAACCUUCGCCAAUCGCCAGCGUGCCUAAUCAAAAUGCGUUAGCGGCCAGUGGUCUACCACCAAGCGAGUCGCAAGCUUCGCCGCAAGUGCACGAUUCCAUCGAGCAAGGUGGACUCGUUGAUCCGACGCAAACUGGGCAAUCGGCUCCAUAUACGGGAUAUUCCUCCCAAGAAGGAUCGCUCGACAACACUCAAGUCCCCUUCGACUUCGCGGCUGGACUGGACUUUCUGGACGAUCAAGAUUCGCAGAUGCUUCAGAUGCUGCUCGAUCGGGUCUCUGUACCUCAUGCUCAGAUCUAUCCCUUCCAACCCGGCUUGCUCGCUCAACAUGAUCAGCUGUCAGCCGGGCUUGAAGGGAGUGCAGCGUCUCUCGGCACGCAGUGGCAUCGGUCAUGGAAUCAGAGUGGGUGA
Filobasidium floriforme is the source of this 1917-nucleotide messenger RNA. Its product is annotated as fungal-specific transcription factor domain-containing protein. The annotation marks the transcript as partial. Lineage: Eukaryota; Fungi; Basidiomycota; Tremellomycetes; Filobasidiales; Filobasidiaceae. Gene Ontology annotation, molecular function: DNA binding; zinc ion binding. The transcript is spliced from 8 exons. The record is from RefSeq and is a predicted model, not a curated record. Gene Ontology annotation, biological process: DNA-templated transcription.